CGCUUUUUUUUCUUUCUCCUUCUUUUUGUACAAAAGUUUUUUGGUAUUCCAAGAUCUUUUUUUUUUCUUUUCUUUUGUUAGUUUCAACCUUCCUCUAUUAUUCCAUACCGAAACUUAGAAAAGAAAGAAAAAAAACAAUCCUUUUAUACAUACACCUUCAAUUUAUAUAUUACCCGAGAAGAACUAUAACGGAUCAACUUUAUCAUGGACGUCCCUACUCUUCUUUCUAAUACUCUUUCACCUGAUCGUACCAUUCGUGAAGAUGCUGUACAAAAGUUGGAACUAUUUGCUCAAGAGGAUUAUCCAAGUUAUGUACUUAUGCUUUGUCAAGUUUUGGCCAACGAACAAAUCACCGAUGAUAUCCGUCAAGCUGCUGCUCUUGCUUUAAAGAAUAGUUUAUCUGCAAAGGAAUUUGCACGUCGAGAAGAACAAGCUCUUCGUUGGUUAGCAGUGGAUGAAAAUAGUAAAGCUCAAAUUAAACAAGCUGUAUUGUUAACAUUGGCAUCUCCCAAGAAAACUGCUGGUCAAGGUGCAAGUCAGGUUAUUGCUGCUAUUGCUGAAAUUGAAUUACCCCGAGCUCAAUGGCAAGACUUGAUCCAUGUGCUACUCGACAACGUUACAAAUACCGAUAAUGCAAACCUCAAGCAAGCUACUUUGAAGACAAUUGGUUUCGUAUGUGAAUCUGUGCAUCCCAAUGUUUUAUCUAGUCAAUCAAAUGAAAUUCUCACUGCCGUGGUUCAAGGUGCUCGCAAGGAAGAACAAAAUAAUGAAGUACGUUUGGAAGCUACCAAGGCAUUAUACAAUUCACUUGAAUUUAUCAAGGACAAUUUUGAACGAGAGGGUGAACGUAACUUUAUUAUGCAAGUUGUUUGUGAAGCUACUCAAAGUGAAUCCAGUGAAAUCAAGGUUAGCGCUUAUGAAUGUUUGGUUCGUAUCAUGCAACUCUAUUAUUAUAUGAUGCACUUUUAUAUGGAAAAAGCCUUGUUUGGGUUGACGGUAUCUGGUAUGAAUGAUCCUGAAGAAAAGGUAGCAUUACAAGCUAUUGAAUUUUGGUCUACUGUUUGUGAUGUUGAAAUGGAAGUUAAAGAAGAAAUGGCUGAUGCUCAUGAAGUUGGUGAAGAACCCGAUCGUGUAUGUUAUAAUUUUGCUGGUCAAGCUCUCAAUGAUAUUGUUCCCGUAUUAUUAUGGCUUCUUACUAAACAAGAAGAAGAUGAAGAUGAAGAUGAAUGGAACGUAUCGAUGGCCUCUGCUACUUGCCUUGCUCUUUUAGCCCAAUGUGUGCAUAAUGCCGUUAUUACCCCUAUUGUACCUUUUGUAGAUUCAAAUAUAAGAAAUAAUGAUUGGCGUUACCGUGAAGCUGCUGUUAUGGCUUUUGGAUCUAUUUUGGACGGACCUGAUGUGGAUGUUUUGAAACCUUUAGUUGAUCAAGCACUUCCUACAUUGAUCACUAUGAUGCAAGACCCUGUUGUGAAUGUCAAGGAUACUGUGGCUUGGACUUUGGGUCGUGUAUGUGAACUUCUUCCUACUUGUAUCAAACCUGAUAUUCAUUUACAUGAAUUGGUAUCUUCUUUAUUACGUGGUUUACAAGACAAUCCUCGAAUUGUUGGAAAUUGCUGUUGGUCAUUGAUGAAUCUUGCUGAACAAUUAGGCAAUUCUCCUGGUCUCGAAGAACCUACAAGUGUCAUGUCUGCUUACUUUGAAGGUAUUGUCACUGCUCUUUUACAAUUCACUGAGCGUAGUGACAAUGAGGCCAAUUGUCGCACUUCUGCUUAUGAAGCUGUUUCUUCCUUGAUCAUGUUCUCAGCGAAUGAUUGUAUUCCCAUGGUUCAAAAAGUGGUAUUGGCAAUUUUGGAUCGACUUGAAGCAGCUAUUGCCAUGGAAAAUCAAAUUUUGGAUGCUGAUGAUCGUGCAGAACAUUCUGAAUUGCAAUCAAGUUUACUUGGUGUUCUUACUAAUAGUAUUCGUCGUUUACCUCAAGAUAUUUUCAAUGUGUCUGAUCGUAUUAUGACAGUGGUACUCCAACUAUUGAAUACAUCAUCCAAACAAGCUACUACAACUGAAGAUGCCUUUUUGACCAUUGGUGCCAUGACUACUGUUCUUGAAGCUGAUUUUAUUCGAUAUGCUGAUACAUUUGUACCUAUACUUUGUGCUGCUCUUCAAAACCCUCAAGAAUAUCAACUUUGUCUUAUUGCAGUAGGCAUCAUUGGUGACAUCUGCCGUGCUCUUGGACAAGCUGCAGCUCCUUACUGUAAUGAAUUCAUGCAAUUACUAGUAUCCAACUUACAAAGCCCUAUUCUUCAUCGAAGUGUCAAACCCUGUAUUCUCUCCUGUUUUGGUGAUAUUGCUUUGGCCAUUGGUGAAAAAUUUGAACCUUAUCUUGAAGUAGUGAUCAUGGUAUUACAGCAAGCUGGUCAAAUGCGUGCUACAAGUGAUAACUAUGAAAUGAUUGAUUAUGUCAAUUCUUUACUUGAAGGCAAUGUGGAAGCUUAUGUGGGUAUCGUCCAAGGAAUGAGCAACACUCCAAAUGUCCAAGUUCUUCUACCACAUAUGGAUAGCAUUUUCCAAUUCAUUAGUUCUCUUUCAUAUGACCAAAACAGGUCUGAUGAUUUGACCCGUGCAUUGAUUGGACUAGUUGGUGAUCUUGCUGAAACUUUCGGUGGACAUAUUAAGAUAUAUCUCAGCAACGAAUGGGUAGCUAAACUUUUGAAGGAUGGAAGAAUUGGACGACACACAACCAAGGCAACAAAGGAUACUUCUCGAUGGGCAAAAGAAAUGGUUAAACAAGCGUGUCAAUGAUAUUUGGAUUUAGUUCUUUCUUAGUUAUCUCUUUUUCUUUAUCAUUAUAGUCUAAUCAUAGUCACUUUAUACAAACCAAUCCUCAACUUUUUUUUUAUUGUAUUCAUACAUGUACUUUUUUUUUUGCUUUCUUUUUACAUCCUUUAGUUGAAUUUGUUUUCCCAUUCUAUUUCACACUUUGAUCCCCCCAACCCCCUAACCCCCAAUCCCCUUUCCCCCUUCUUUUUAUUUCUCUUUUAUUUACAUCCAAGCAUCUUUUUUUAUUUUUAUUUUAACAACACACACCCUUCCCCAGUUUUCCCUUUUUUUUUUUUCUUUCCCCAAUAAAUUUGAACAA
Halteromyces radiatus is the source of this 3133-nucleotide messenger RNA. Its product is annotated as armadillo-type protein. The transcript is spliced from 16 exons. Gene Ontology annotation, molecular function: nuclear import signal receptor activity; small GTPase binding. Lineage: Eukaryota; Fungi; Mucoromycota; Mucoromycetes; Mucorales; Cunninghamellaceae. Bases 205 to 2796 code for a protein of 863 amino acids. The record is from RefSeq and is a predicted model, not a curated record. Gene Ontology annotation, cellular component: cytoplasm; nucleus. Gene Ontology annotation, biological process: protein import into nucleus.